Labeo rohita (rohu) is the source of this 5147-nucleotide messenger RNA. RefSeq lists its product as uncharacterized. Bases 362 to 1186 code for a protein of 274 amino acids. The record is from RefSeq and is a predicted model, not a curated record. The transcript has 6 exons. NCBI's taxonomy places the organism in Eukaryota, Metazoa, Chordata, Actinopteri, Cypriniformes, Cyprinidae. Gene Ontology annotation, molecular function: S-adenosylmethionine-dependent methyltransferase activity.
UCACACUGUGAAUGUUUUAUUUUAUCCCCCCCAGCAUGACUUCUGGUUACCCUGGACAUCUUUGAUCCUUUUCCGGUCAUUGCCUAGGUGAUGUUUAUUAAUUUUGAAAGACCUUUUAGUCUUUAGCCCAUAGUGAAUGUGAGAAAAUCUGUGUGUGUGAGGCUCAAGUCCUCAUUAGCAAACUGAGCACAUUACGCUUGCCCCAAAGGAAUGUUUUAAACAGCUUUGUGUUACUGCUAUGGUUGAUAGUGUCUCAGUGUGUGAAGAAAUAAGCCAUUUAUUUUAUAGUUUGAUUUCCUCAAGCUAGUAUAGGGACUGUUCAAUUUCCUCCAGCUUUUUGACUUGUACAUCUCUGUCAAAAAUGGCUGUACGUUUGUUUGAGGAUAAGGAACAUGCAAACUCAUACUGGAAGUACCGAAUUUCUCCUUCUGAGGAGCUCAUCGGCAAGGUUCUACAGUUCCACAGGAGUAAUAAAAAUUCAGCCAAUGACCUGGCAGUAGAUGUUGGUUGUGGGUCAGGGCAGGGAACGUUGCUCUUAGCACCACACUUUACUCAUGUGGUGGGGACAGACAUCAGUCCUGCUCAACUGGGGAUGGGGAGGAAAAAUGUUAACAUUCCAAACAUCUCUUACAGGGAGAGUCCAGCUGAAGAACUGCCUUUUGAAGAUGGCUCUGUAGAUCUUGUGACGGCCAUGUCUGCGUUCCAUUGGUUUGACCAUUCACGUUUUCUUCAGGAGGCUCACAGAGUGCUUAAGCCUCAUGGCUGCCUCGCAGUUCUCAACUACACCAUGGACAUGGAGCUGAGCUAUAGAGACUGCUCAGAGAAUUUAAACCACAUCUGUAAUGAGUUUUAUGCAGCCCUGCGGCCUUUCCGAAACCCUUAUCUAGGUUCCAGCUCCUUCGAACUUUACAAGAAAACAUAUGACUCUCUGCAGUAUCCAGUCAAAGAAUGGCAGGACAUUUUUUGGGUGAAAAAGACUGUCGCUCUCUCUGGCUACGUCGGCAUGGUGGAGUCUUUCUCUGCUUUCCAGGCACUCUUAAAAAAAGAUCCAGAAGAGGCCAGACGACUCUCACAGGACAUUGAACAAAGACUGUUGCGUGCAAUGGGCGCGACAUCCUCGGAGACAGAAGUUAUCAUGGGAGUUAAAUACUUUUAUUUUCUAGCCUGCAAGCCUGAAAAUGACUGAUACAUUUCAUUAAAUGUUAAUUUUAGACCUCGUUAUUAAUUAAUAUUCCAGUAUGAUCAACUGAGUUACUAAUUUCCAUAACCAUAAAGUUUCACAACCAUCAAAUAGAAAGUAAUAAAAUAUUUUUACACGUUCAGUACACACAAGAUCUUAAUAAUUAUUAAAAAAGUAGUCUUUACAAAUUGUAUUUAUUUAGUGAAAAAUCCAAAACAUUACAUGGGCCAUUCUAUAAUUAAGGGUACAUUUAGAAGUUGUCAAUGUGAACAGUUUUCCUGUUUCCCAAAAACCCAAACAUGACCUUACAUAGCUGUUUUGAAACACUGAAUCUAUAUUGUAUAAAGUGCUAUAUAAAUGUGAUCUGUAAGAAUAUGUGCAUAAAAUACCAUCUAUGUUUGCUACUGUCCUUUACUGGGUAACACAGUUGACAGGUAACUUAGUUGACAUAUUUAGUGUUUUGGGCCUUAACAUGCAAGCCUAGCCGUACUGAGCGUAUGGUGUGUUUAGAAAUAUAUUUUUAUAAACAAAACAUAAAUUUUAUUUAAAUUGUCUUGUUAAAAUGUGCAGCAAUAAUACUUGUGUAACACUGUUGACAGUCAAUUAAUCCACUCUUGAGACAGGAUUGUCUUUCAACCAAUAUUAGGGGAAAGAGAGAAAACAUAACUUCUAGUGUUUAAUCCAUGUGCUUCUAGAGGAAAUAUCAUCAUAUGGUGCAAAUUAUGUGAUAAUGGGGCAAACCAUUCCUUUUGGGGGUUCUAGUCGGUAACUAGCUGACAACGGACACAAAUAAAACAAGUUAUAUCACAAUAAACACUUAUUAUUUUUGAAGCAAACACCCAAAUCUCUCGAUAACCUAAUAUAACUGAAGGCAGUACUAUGAAAUUCAUUUAUAUUUGAGGUAAUUUUCAUUCUUAAAUACAGAGUAUAAUGAACAACUUCACAAAAUAAGACAGCUGAAUACCAGGGUUGUAUGCGAUAUGGACAUCAUUUUUUAACAAAGGAUAACUGGGACUGGGAAAAAUAUAAUUGUGUACUAGAAAAUUAAGCUUCGGGGCAUUAUAUUGAUGAAAAUAUAUAAAAAAUAUAAGAUGUACCCACAAUUACAGAAUGACCCAUAUGUGUAUUCAGGGCAUUGUCUCUGUGUAUAAACUGUAGCCUAUAUUUAAUGUUUGUUUAAAUAAAUUAAUAUACGCUGACAAAAAUCGUCCUUUCACUGACCCACGUACAAAGAAGCAACCAUUUCAAAGUGUAUAUGAAAGAGCGUCCACCAGGGUGCAGUGUUGAUUUGAACAUGCAGCAGUACCUGCGAGAGAAAGCAUGUCUACCAAACAUUGUCCAUCUGUGCAGCUGCCUGUGAUGACACGACCCAGCAAUUCCACGGUACAGUGAUUUAACACAGGCUCAAUACACAACUUCAAAACAGAAACAAAGGAAACUGAGAGUGACAUUUCUGUGGCCAUUUCAAAAUAUUUUCCGCAAUUCUCCGAAACAAUCAGAUGUUUGCUUGAACCACUGGCAUGUUUUUAAGCUGAAUAGUGAGGUUUUAAAGGGAUAGUUUACCCAAAAAUUAAUCAUUUUUUUUCCAUUCACAAUCGGCUAGCUCCAAGGCACACAAUGCCAAAUCACUAACACAUUUUAUCACAAUGCAUAGUCUGGCUUGUAGGUCUACACCAAAAGAGAAUUAUGAUGGCAUAUUUGUGUGUAAAUAAAAAGAAAAAUAGGCAUGAUUUAAAAGGAUAGUUCACCCAAAAAACCCAAGUUCACCCAAUUCUGUCAUUAAUUACUCACCCUCAUGUCGUUCAAGACCUUCGUUCAACUUUGGAACACAAAUUAAGAUGUUUCUGAUUAAAUCUCAGAGAUUUCUGACCCUGCAUAGAUGGCAACUCAACUACCACAUUCAAAGACCAGAGAGGUCCAUUUACAAAAGUACCAUGUUGCAUAGAUGUGGUGCUGCUGACGCAAGAAUCAGCGUUCGUCCAUCUCUCCUAGUUCAUUUUCUGUUUAUUUUUGUUCAAAUAAGUAAGCCUUGGCAAAAAAUUCCAGUCAUCCUCUCUGUCGAAAUCUUCAGCCAUGUUUACGAAGACUGUUUUAUGUACAGCAUGCACUUUCUACUGCUUGUAAACAAAGCGCAGGGCAUCCUGGUUCUAAAUCAGAAUUCCAGCUCCUGCGUCAGCAGCACCACACGCAUAGGGUUUGAUACUUACGUAAAUAGUGGUGGAGACUGACACAGAAGAGAAGAAAUUGUUGAAUAAAGUAAUUAUUUUUGUUUUCUUUGCAUACAAAAAGCUCUUGUAGCUUCAUAAUAUUACAGUUGAAUCACUGAUGUCAUUUUAAAAAUAUGUCCUUACUACCUUUCUGGGCCACAAAACAUUUAAGUUGCGUUGCUGUCUAUGCAGCAUCAGAAAGCUUUUGGAUUUCAUCAGAAAUAUUGUAAUAUUGUAAUCUGUGUUCUGAGGAUGAACAAAUAUCUUACGGUUUUAGAACGACAUGAGAGUGAGUAAUUUAUGACAGAAUUUUCAUUUUUGGGUGAGCUAUCCCUGUAAAACAUGACUAUUUUUCUUUUUAUUUAAACUUUGACAAUGCUUGUCGUAAUUGUCUUUUGGGUAGGCCUGCAAGCCAGACUAUAUAUUGUUAUAAAAUGUGUUAGUGGUUUGGCAUUGUGUGUCUUGGAGCUGGCCGAUGAAUGGAAGGGUGAAUGGAAAGAAUGGAUGACAGGAUCUGUGUGUGUUCAAAUCUCUUACCUAGAAAAGUAAUGCACAGAACCCCUAUCAAAUGACAGCACAUGAUGCAGUGAAUGUAAGAGAGUAUAGUGCCAAUGCUCAUAUGCAAGGCAGUUGAUAGGUUGCACUAUUCAAACAAACACUGCCACACAAUUAAUAUUUGAUUCACACCAUCAGUGGUCUGAUAUUUCCUAAUAUUCACUCUGACCCAUGGCAAUGCUAUAAAUCAGUCUGCUUAUACAGGUAAUGGCACCUGUCUACUGCAGCUGGAGAAAUCUGCAUAAAAAUGCUAGAACUCCUCAGCUUUGUAGUGUGUCUGUAGAGGGUCUGUAUAACCUGUGUGAAAACUGAAUGAAAUUUAGUAAUACUGUAUGUAAACAAUAUCAUGCACUAAAUCCAGUAGAAAUGGGCUUGAUUAACAAAAGUGUGUUAUUUACUGUAAAUUGUUGCAGCGUUCAUUUUUUUGCUUUUGAUUUACUAAAGGCAUGAGUGUUUUUUCUAUGGUAUAUCACAAAUGCUGUCCAUAUACAGUUGAGGUCAAAAGUUUACACCCCCCUUUCAGAAUUAUGAAAAAUAUUCAUUAUUAUACCAAAAUUAGAGGGAUCACACGAAAUGUGUGUUAUUGUUUAUUUUGUACUGACCAGCUGAGUUUUUUAUUUCUUUAUUUUUUUUUGUGAUAGUUGUUCAUGAGUCCCUUUUUUGUCCUGAACAGUUAAACUGCCCACUGUUCUUCAACAAAAAUCCUUCAGGUUCCACAAAUUCUUUGGUUUUCCAGAAUUUUUGUGUAUUUGAACCCUUUCCAAUGUGAGAUCCAUUUUUUCACACUGAGGACAACUGAGAGUGACUCAUAUGCAACUAUUACAGAAGGUUCAAAAGCUCACUGAUGAAGAGCUGAGGGGUGAAAACUUUUGAACAGAAUGAAGAUGUGUACAUUUUUCUUACUUUGCCUAAAUAUCUUAAUUUUUCAUUUAGUACUGCCCUUCAGAGGCUACAGAAUACAUGUUUACCCUGAUUUAAUCCAUUGUGAAAAAGUUUUCACCCCCUGGCUCUUAAUGCAUCGUGUGUUUCCUUCUGAAGAAUCAGUGAGCAUUUGCACCUAUAUUACUACACUAGAAUUCUCUGCCUCUGUAGGAGGUAAGAUUUCACCCUCAUCUGAGUCACCAUGUAUAGAAUAUUAUAAUUUUCAGUAUGGCAUGAUCAGCAGAUAGCAGAAUCCUCUUGAAAUAAACAGUUUUGCGAAAUUA